Zea mays is the source of this 2071-nucleotide messenger RNA. RefSeq lists its product as uncharacterized. Lineage: Eukaryota; Viridiplantae; Streptophyta; Magnoliopsida; Poales; Poaceae. Bases 335 to 1816 code for a protein of 493 amino acids. The record is from RefSeq and is a predicted model, not a curated record. Gene Ontology annotation, molecular function: protein binding. The transcript is spliced from 5 exons.
CGCCACUCGCCCACACGCGAAGGCACCUAGCAGCCGCCACUCGCCGAACUGAGGAACACGCCGGGCGACGGGAUACAGCAGCAGCGCGCCCCUCUAUGCCCGACGCGACGGCGCCCUGCAGCUGCAGGCACGGCUCCACACCUCCACUCUUCUCCUCCGUCUCCGUUCAUCUCUGCUGAGUAGUUGUGGUUGUGGCGUGUGGAUUAAUCGCGAUUAAUCGAUCUGAUCGGCGCUCUGGCGAUCAGAAACGAUCGACCGAUUAGAAAACAUUGGUGCUCGGGCAUCCGCAUCUGUCAACACCCCCCUCUUGUUCUGUUCCGAUAAACCUGUUCCAAUGGCCAAACAAAAAGAGGGUGUGGACAAAAGAACUGCUAGGAAGAUGAUCCGAUCUACGGAAGGCUGUGCAAAGAGCAUUACUUUCGAGAGGAACAACAAAUCAGACGCUGUGCAGCUUCACGAUCUGCCGAAUGACAUCCUAGGUAGCAUACUAUCACGGUUGACAUUCAGAGAAUCCUCACAGAUGGGCCUUGUUUCUCAUACCUGGCGGCGGCUGUGGAGAAGCUGUUGCCGGAAACUGGUCUUCACCAGUGCCACCAUGUUCCAACCCGGAAAUAGGAGCAUCAAACAUACAAGGACCAACUUUGCCAUGAGAGUCAACAGUUUCUUGCGUCAGCUACACACUCAUCCUACUCUUAAUAAGUUUGUUAUUAAGUUCGGGCUGCGCAGGAAGCACACUCGCCAUGUCAACAGAUGGAUUCGCUUCUGCUCCGUGUCGCGAGCAAGACACAUCACUAUUAAUUUCACUCCUGGAGUGAAAGAUUUUUUCAUGGGUCCAGCCAACAGCAAGUACAUCUUCCCCCUGAACGUUUUCAGUGGUCCAGAAGGCUCCUCUACACAUGUCAGAACUCUUCAUCUGGGCUAUGUCUGUCUGGACACAACCUCGUCUGAUUUCAUGAUCUUUGCAAAUCUGAAGAAGCUCACUCUGCACAAAAUUUCCUUUUUGGGAGACCUCCAGUGCCUGAUGCUGCCAGAAUGCAAUUCUCUUGAGUGUCUGAGCAUCAGCUUCUGUUCCUUGCCUGGUUUAAGCACAUGCCAACCGCUGCAACGUCUGCGAUGUGUUCGUUUGCACUACUGCUAUCUAAAAAAGAUUGAGCUGGAAGCUCCAAAUCUAACAUCGUUUGACUUGACCAACCAACCAAUUCCAUUUGUGCUUGGUGGAUCUCUGAAUGUAAUGGAAGCCAACAUUAAACUGUUAGCUAAGGACUCACCUUAUGGUGAUAAUCUGGACUACAUCUACACUGAGCUUCCUGCUGCGCUGUCUCAUGUGCAUAAACUCUCGAUAACCUCGGGUCUCUUCGUUUUUGAUCAGCUGCAAGGGUUUUCCAAAACCUCAGCCAGAUUCAUCAAUCUGAGGCAUCUGACCAUGUAUUUGCCUCUUUAUGGGGAACCUAAGUCAAUUAGUGGGAUUCUUCGCUUGGCCUACCUACUGGAAUUGGCCCCAGCUCUAGAAGAAUUGGAAUUGCAUGUGAAUGGCGGUGACGUGGAUGUUGGGUGGGCACUCAGAGGGAAUAUGUUACCGUACUCACACAAUAGGCUCAAGAGGGUCCUUAUUUCAGGAGCCAGUGUAUGGGAGGGGCUAAUGGAGCUGGCAUACUACAUUUUUCGGAGUGCCAAUAGACUCGAAAGUAUGGUCUUAGAUCCAAAGAUAAGGAUUGGGGCUCCUCAGCUGGAUGGUUGGAUGAUUGAUAUUGGUAGGGAGACGAUCAAAAAGCUUUUUGAGGGAGAGGAGUUUCAGAGCAUUAUUACUAUUCUGUAAGAAUGGUAAGAUAGGCCACAGGAUUUUAGUGGUCACACCAAGUGGCCAUGUUUGAUUAUGCCAUAGGUUUGACCAGUAUGCUAAAAAAUGUUUGUUGUUUUCAUUUCCGACCUUAGGAAAUGUAAAUUAAGACCCUGUUCCAAUCUCGCGAGAUAAACUUUAGCAGUUUUUUUAGCUACUUUUAGUCAUUUGUAAUCUAAACAGUAGAGCUAAUGGUGGUAAUUGAAACUAAAUUUUAGCAUUUCAAUUCAUAUA